AUGCCAAGCUGGAAAGCGCCGCUCGCGGCGGCAGUGCUGCUGAGCAGCGCAUCGGCCCUCAAGCUGCCCAUCGCCGUCUCCGACAAUGCAGUGCAGCAGCCUCUGAUUGUGCACGAGGGCGUCGAUGCUGUUGCUCCUCCUCUUCUCGUGUCGGACGAUGACAUCGCCGCCUCCGCCGCCUCCUCCACGAAGAAGCCGCUCGUCGACAGCGAGGAGCUUCAGCGCAAGAUCUCCAGCAAGCGCCUGCUCGGCCACGCCAAAGCCCUCUAUGGCAUUGCUCAGCGCGGCUACGCCGAGUACGGCCACCCGACGCGCGUCAUUGGCAGCGGCGGCCACAAUGGCACCCUCGACUACAUCUACUCCAUUGUCUCCGCGCUCGGCGGCGGCAAUCCUGAGGAGGGCAAGGACGGCUACUACCGCGUCUGGAACCAGACCUUCCCGGCCACGACGGGCAACGUCUACGAGUGGCGCCUCGUCCUGAACGAUACCGUUGUCGACAGCCGUCCCAUGGGCCUGACUCCGCCGACAAAGGCCAACCAGCCCGUCUUUGCCCAGCUCGCUCUCGUGGCCAACGACGGCUGCGACGCCGCCGACUACCCCGCCGACGUCAAGGGCGCCAUUGCUCUUAUACAGCGCGGUACGUGUCCCUUUGGCACCAAGUCGGAGCUGGCUGGCAAGGCCGGCGCCGUUGCGGCUGUCGUCUACAACACGGAGGAUGGCCCGCUCAGCGGCACGCUGGGCGCGCCGAACCCGGACCAGAUUGCCACGUUUGGUCUGUCCGGCGCAGAGGGCCGGCCGCUCGCUGCUGCGCUCAAGAAGGGCGCCAGCUACGACGGCAUUGCCUACAUCGACUCGGAGGUGCGCACCAUCAUCACCAAGAACAUCCUGGCCCAGACCGUGGGCGGCGACCCGGAUCACUGUGUCAUGCUGGGCGGCCAUAGUGACAGUGUUGCCGAGGGUCCCGGCAUCAACGACGACGGCUCUGGCAGUCUGACGCUGAUCGAGGUGGCCGCGCAGCUGUCUCACUUCCGCGUCAACAACUGCGUGCGCUUCGCGUGGUGGGCUGCCGAGGAAGAGGGCCUGUUGGGCUCCGACUACUAUGCCGCGUCGCUGUCGCCCGAGGAGAACCUCAAGGUGCGUCUCUUUAUGGACUACGACAUGCUGGCCAGCCCCAACUAUGCCUACCAGGUGUACAACGCUUUGGACAGCGAGAACCCGGCCGGCUCGCAGGCCCUGCGCGACCUGUAUGCCGACUGGUACGCCGCCCACGGCCUCAACUACACCCUGAUCCCCUUUGACGGCCGCAGCGACUACGACGGCUUCAUCCGAGCCGGCAUCCCCGCUGGUGGCAUUGCCACGGGUGCCGAGGGCGUCAAGACCGAGGAAGAGGCUGCGCUGUUUGGUGGCACGGCCGGCGACUGGUACGACCCGUGCUACCACCAGCUGUGCGACGACGUCAGCAAUAUCAACCUGACGGCCUGGGAGCUCAAUGCUCAGCUGGUUGCCCACUCGGUGGCCACGUACGCCGUCUCGUUCGACGGCUUUCCAAGGCGCACGCUGGACGACGUUGCGGCGGCGUCGACUACGUACAGCUCCAACGUCAAGUACCACGGCGGCAAGCUAGUUCUGUAA
Sporothrix brasiliensis 5110 is the source of this 1632-nucleotide messenger RNA. Its product is annotated as aminopeptidase Y. Gene Ontology annotation, biological process: proteolysis. The transcript has a single exon. Lineage: Eukaryota; Fungi; Ascomycota; Sordariomycetes; Ophiostomatales; Ophiostomataceae. Gene Ontology annotation, molecular function: aminopeptidase activity; metalloexopeptidase activity. The record is from RefSeq and is a predicted model, not a curated record. The coding region runs from base 1 to 1632 and encodes 543 amino acids.